ACUGCCGCUAGUCAUGUGGAAAGUGACAAAUAUAAAACGACAACAGAAACAGGAACCUGAGUGUGCAGGUGUUUAAGGUCAUGGCCUCAAGACGAGAACAUGCCUGUACUUGAAUACACCACGGAAGUUCCGGUCAAUUAGAUCACCUUACCUUUUCACUGUGACGACGGGGAAACUUAGUACAGCUACGCAGUUCAUUCUGAGACACUGAGUGGGUAAGGACAACCGCUCCACGGAUCGUAAGACUUUAUCUGCCACUUUUGUUGUCGAACGAGAGGGACGAUGGCCACUGGUGUUCAGAACAAGAUUGCUGCAAGGCAACUUCUAGGACUUCGCAUGCCCAUGACAACAGUGAUGCUGUUUACUGGACUUCUGCUGAUCCUGCUCCAACCGACGGCGUCACAGCCAGAGCCAUCCCUUUUGGCCAUGCUGACAGACACGAAAGGCGGUUCAAGCAAGAUUGACGACACCGCACGUGAAGCUCUGGUGGAUGGAGGACAUGUCCGUGUGGCACGUUCCCGGCCACUCGGACUUGCUGGUCGGCCCGUAUGCGUAAGCUGCCCCUGCGUGAGGUACUGCUGGUGGUGGAAUCGCCACGUCUGUUGCAAGCGCAAAUGUAUUAUUUUGGUGUGCUAAAUACAACGAGUGUGUCACUCCCGUGUUGUGUUGUAAUACUCUACGUAAGUUGUGCUGUAUUGAGUAUUAAAAUCAUUUAUUUGUUUCGCAUAACUGGUAAACCGCCUUUAGGCGUAACACACCAGUUGUACAAUGUGCGUACAAAAGUGUGCACCUUGCUUCGCUUUUACACUACUUAAUACACAGCAAUACUACUGCUUGUGAUUUUUUAUUAGCUUGUGAAAAAAUGUGCGUGUUUAAUGUUGGCAGCCAAUUUCUGUAAUAUCACUUCAUCUAUUCGGCUUUCUGGUUGUGAUCUGUUCUGAUAUAUUCAUGUCAUAAUAAACCAUUCUACACACUCCACGAACAA
Branchiostoma belcheri (Belcher's lancelet) is the source of this 985-nucleotide messenger RNA. RefSeq lists its product as uncharacterized. The record is from RefSeq and is a predicted model, not a curated record. Lineage: Eukaryota; Metazoa; Chordata; Leptocardii; Amphioxiformes; Branchiostomatidae. The transcript is spliced from 4 exons. The coding region runs from base 283 to 636 and encodes 117 amino acids.